CGUCACUGUGGCUGCGACGGUAAGGCCUGGCGUUCUUGGUUGGCGGCGGCUACCUGGAGCCGGAAGCGCGGGUGCAGCAGGGCGAAGCUCCAGGUGGGGUCGGUUCCGCAUCUCGCCUGGCGUGUCCACGAUGCGACUGGGCUCCGGGACUUUCGCUACCUGUUGCGUAGCGAUCGAGGUGCUAGGGAUCGCGGUCUUCCUUCGGGGAUUCUUCCCGGCUCCCGUUCGUUCCUCUGCCAGGGCGGAACACGGAGCACAGCCCCCAGCGCCCGAACCCUCGGCUGGAGCCAGUUCUAACUGGACCACGCUGCCAUCACCUCUCUUCAGUAAAGUUGUUAUUGUUCUGAUAGAUGCCUUGAGAGAUGAUUUUGUGUUUGGAUCAAAGGGUGUGAAAUUUAUGCCCUACACAACUUAUCUUGUGGAAAAAGGAGCCUCUCACAGUUUUGUGGCUGAAGCAAAGCCACCUACAGUUACUAUGCCACGAAUCAAGGUAAGUUGGCUUUAAUGUUUUAUGAAUCAUGGUUUGGCUCUUUUGAAGAUUUAGAGGGGGCCUCUGUAGUCUUUCGCUUGGAGUUGCAAUUUUAAGAAAGUGGAAAUUUUGUGCUAUCAGUUGGCUGGGGCAAUAGAAUGCUGAAGGAGCCGCACACAGGACGGAACUGAGACCCAUGAUUUGUGCCUCUUGUCAGGUAGCCAAAGCUCAUGCUUCGUGGGAAGUAUAAAAGAUUUACAGCAAGAUCACCCAGGCU
Molecule: messenger RNA, 746 nt
Organism: Piliocolobus tephrosceles (Ugandan red Colobus)
Lineage: Eukaryota; Metazoa; Chordata; Mammalia; Primates; Cercopithecidae
Product: GPI ethanolamine phosphate transferase 2-like
Exons: 2
Coding region: 131-505 (124 amino acids)
Biological process (GO): GPI anchor biosynthetic process
Cellular component (GO): endoplasmic reticulum membrane
Source: RefSeq, a predicted model, not a curated record